CCUGCAGCACCGCCCGCGCCCUGCUCGCGUCACCAGGCGCAUCGCUUCCGCACUGCCGAUCCCCCUCCUCGCCAACCUCACCUACCAGCAUGAGCUCCCGACGGGCCUAUCCCACGGCCGAGCUCUACGACGAGCGAUCGCGCGAAUAUUACGGCAACGGCAAUCGCAGCUACAGAGAAUACGACGAACUCGACGCUGAGCUCACCCGCGGUGGUCGCGGUGCACCUUCCGAGUACAGCCGUCCAGGUCGCCAGCCCGAUUUUCUCCGCGAUGACUAUGGCCGCACAUCUGCAGGUCCUCUUGUGGUCGCCGAGCGACGCGAAGAAGAUUACGGUCGCCCGGUCCCCAAGCCACGGAGCGUCGUCGAUAAAGAUGACGUGAUGAGCAGAAGGUCGGAGAGGCUACCUCCAAGGGAUCUCGACCGCGAGGAAUUUGUAUAUCGCCGUAGCGAGCGCGACGACCGUGGCCCACCGCCAAGGCCCCGUGACCUUGAGCGCGACGAAGUCAGAAGCAGGCGUGAUGAGCGCGAUGACCGUUCCAGGAGGCCCCGCGAUAUCGAGCGCGAUGAGCUCGAUAUCUCUAUCCGACACCGUGAGCAGUCACGCCCCAGGCCUCGUGAAAUCGAACGAGAGGAAGUGAUUCUUCGGCGCGAUGAGCGCGAAGAGCGACCUAGACCACGCCCACGUGACAUAGAGCGUGACGAGCUCAUCAUCAGACGCGAAGAACGGGACGAGCCACCGCCAAGGAGACCUCGCGAGAUUGAGCGCGAUGAAAUUAUCUUCCGUCGCGGUGAGGGGACGCGUCCGCCUCCCCGUGAACCGCGUGAGGUUGAGCGCGAAGAACUCAGGAUCAGGCGGUCCGAGUCCCGUCCUCCUCGCUCUCGUGACGAGAGAGAGGAAAUUCUUUUCCGGCGAACUGAGCAAGAGGAACCACCUAGACCAAAGACGGUACCUCCGCGGGGCGACCUCGUUGCCAGAGAGAGGGAAGAGUUUGUCAUUCGCAGGAAGCAGCCUCCCUCACCACCACGCGAGGAGAAGCAGGAAAUAAUCAUCAGACGCACCGAAAGGACGCCUAGUCCUAGUCCACCACCGUCUCCUCCGCCACCAGCAGUAGAGCCCAUUGUACGACCACCAAUCGUACAAGAGAUCAUCACACACCAUCGCCACAUUGACCAUGGAGUUGAACGGGCGAAGCCACCUACUCCUCCGCCCCCACCGCCUUCUCCUCCCAAAGAUGAGUCACUUGAAAUCGCUAUUCGCAGCCGACGUGGUGGCGGCUCAGGGAAAUUCUACGAUGAAGACAUCAUCUUCGAGCGCGAGUCUCGCGAGCGUAAAGACAAUGAGCACGACGUCGUGCCGAGGAGGCGACGCUCGGAGUCUGCACCACGACGCCGGGCAACGCGUGACGACGACUUCGACAUCGAGGCUGAGGCCGAAUACUAUAAUCGCAAAGCUCAGGAGCGUGCCCAAAUUGGCGAGGCUUUCAACGGCGCCACCAAGGACUGGGCCAUUGUUGACGUGCCACCGGGUACUAACCGUGUCCGUAUGGAUGGCGUGGGUGGCGGCAGCCAGGAAAUCACCUGGCAGCGGUACAAUGGCGUGCGGAGAUCCAAGUUCCUCACAGAAGAUAGGGAAUAUCCAGGAGACUUCGGUGCUCCCGCGAGAGGCGAGAUCGAGCCGCCACCAAAGCCCAAGCCAAAGACACAAGACAUGUGGACUGAAAUCACCAAGGACCUCGUUAUCAAAGAGGCCAUCGAAGAGAUGGGAUAUGGCUUUGAGGAAACUGACUAUUUCUUCUAUGUCAUGGAAUAUCUACGCUACGAGGAUGUCUGCCAACUAGUCGAGAUCUCUGAUGACAUCAGACGUGAGCGGCGAAGGCGUAUCCGAGAAAUAGAGUUCGAGCGCUCUGAACUGGAUCGCAAACCGAGGCCAGGGAAGUACGACUACUACGAGCGCGAGAUUUUCUACGAGCACGACGAUCGACGCGGCCGCUACAGAUAAGCGUCACUGGUCUAUUGUCCUUCUGUCAAGACGCCAUUAGGUUAUGCUGCUUGCCAUGGACCUCGAUCUGGUCUUGCCGCGGCGAGUUUUCUGGCCUCUUAUAGCUCUUACCCACACGCGAAGGCUGAAAUGUCUCCUUGAGGGCUGAGCAUUACGACUUUUACCCUUUAUCAAACAUGAUGAUUA
This is a messenger RNA of Aplosporella prunicola CBS 121167, 2186 nucleotides long. RefSeq lists its product as uncharacterized. Gene Ontology annotation, molecular function: actin binding; microtubule binding. Gene Ontology annotation, cellular component: actin filament; cytoplasm. Gene Ontology annotation, biological process: actin filament polymerization. The record is from RefSeq and is a predicted model, not a curated record. Bases 90 to 2000 code for a protein of 636 amino acids. NCBI's taxonomy places the organism in Eukaryota, Fungi, Ascomycota, Dothideomycetes, Botryosphaeriales, Aplosporellaceae. The transcript is spliced from 4 exons.